This is a messenger RNA of Aspergillus tanneri, 1542 nucleotides long. Its product is annotated as T6SS phospholipase effector Tle1-like catalytic domain-containing protein. The transcript has 3 exons. Lineage: Eukaryota; Fungi; Ascomycota; Eurotiomycetes; Eurotiales; Aspergillaceae. The coding region runs from base 1 to 1542 and encodes 513 amino acids. The record is from RefSeq and is a predicted model, not a curated record.
AUGCCUGAUCCAUGCGACUGUGAGAGUCCGCCCACGGAGCUCGUGCUCUGCUUUGACGGAACGGGCAAUACAUUUCGCGCUGAUGGUGCUGAAAGCAAUGUCCUCAAGAUCUUCAGUAUGCUGGAUCGGAAGAAAGGAAACAGAUUUUGUUACUACCAGCCGGGCAUCGGAACCGACAUCACCCCCAGUAGCUUCACCAACGUCGCCCUUCGACCACUCCCGACACACAAAGUCUUUGAUUCCGCCCUGGCUACCUCGUUCGACCAGCACGUCAUCGGCGGAUAUCGCUUCCUCGCCCGUCGCUGGGUGGCCGGCGCUCGCAUCUACCUGUUUGGCUUCUCCCGUGGGGCCUACACGGCACGGUUCCUGAACGAAAUGCUCGACUUUGUCGGUCUGCUGUCGGCGGACAACGAGGAGCUGAUCCCCUUUGUGUGGCAGGCCUUUACCGCGUGGAAGUUCGCAUCCCCCGGCAAGGAAAGGGAGGACGCCGAGGCCAGUCUGCGCAUCAGUCGCGAUACCCUGUGUCGGUCCAUUGGAUGGGUGCAUUUCCUGGGUCUCUUCGAUACCGUUAACAGCGUCGCCGAGUUCAACUGGGACUUCACCAAGUCUAAUCCCAUCCAGCCGAACCCGCGGACCAUGCGUCAUGCCGUGAGCAUCGACGAACGUCGCAUCAAGUUCCAGCCUGUUCUCUUCCAGGAGGUCCGGGGUCGUUGUGGUGAGACUCACAUCCCGCGCGUGAGUACGUGGGCUGCUCGCUCGGAGCCCGAUCUCCUCAGCCAGGUGCCCUUCCCUCUGAAUCCGGACUUCGAGGAGGUCUACUUCGCCGGCGAUCACUGCGACGUCGGCGGCGGAUGGCCCAUCGACAAAUGGGCCACUCAUAGAUGGCCCGUCAGUCAGAUCCCGCUGAUGUGGAUGGUGCAGGAGGCUGCCCUGGCUGGACUCACAUUUGAUCAUGAUCAUCUGAAGCGGCAUGGAUGUCAUGAUCCGUUCGCGGAGGAUUAUGACUCGGAGAUCGUACGGACGGCAGAGAGCGCGCCCCUGCACGACUCACUGAACUAUUCGGACCCCGGAAAGACGGUGGAGACCCUGUUCUGGCGUGUCCUCGAGUGCAUGCCUUUCAAACGUGCCAAGGUGGCGCCCGAUGGGUCGGUGCAAGACAGUAGAUGGCAUAUGCCCGGUCUGCGACGUCCAUUGCCUAACGGGGCGAAGAUUCAUGGUAGUGUCAUUAAUCGUCUACGUAAUGAUCCUGACUAUAGGCCGUAUAAUCUGGGACUCGGUAAUAAACCGAACACCAUGCAUCGGCGCGCAGAGUAUCGCGAGAUUGGACGCUGGAGGAUGGUGGAGGAUGAGACAUCGCUGAACAGUUCUCGAAAGGGGUCGCGAAAGACGUCACCCAUUGCUCAGUUUACGGGCUUACGGGAUUACUAUUUUCGAGUCUUGGAGACCGAUCCCACGAUAGAUGAUAAUCAGGAUCGAGAGCAGCGGAAGCAGGAGCAAGAGCAAGGACCGUCGGGUUGGAGGGGACGUGCACAAGCCAUAUAG